Messenger RNA from Gongylonema pulchrum, 376 nucleotides. NCBI's taxonomy places the organism in Eukaryota, Metazoa, Nematoda, Chromadorea, Rhabditida, Gongylonematidae. The record is from the annotation of a GenBank genome assembly.
UAUACAACUGAGGGAUUAUCUUCCUGCAUAAGAUUUUGCUGCUUUCUGCGCAGAUUUUGCAUCCUGCUAUCGCUCUGUGCAGAAUAGUGUUAGCAAACGCUUGAAGUGCUUUGAUCCUGAAGGUUCACCGACGGAACGCGAAUACGCAGGGACAAUACUACCAGUGCGACAGUCGGGGAACUACUUACUGUGUACGAUCCUGAUCAUGAACGUGGUCAUCAACGCUGCCAUCUCAAUUUUAUUUGAGGAUAUGACCAGCGGCAUAGUAGCAUUCGUGCUCUCAUCGGUUGGUAUUGUGGUAAUCGGCGAAAUCAUCCCACAGAGCAUUUGCAUCAAGUCUGUUUACUAUCAGCACUGUUUUCUCGCGAGGCAAUAG